This is a messenger RNA of Aspergillus wentii DTO 134E9, 1057 nucleotides long. Its product is annotated as EI24 domain-containing protein. NCBI's taxonomy places the organism in Eukaryota, Fungi, Ascomycota, Eurotiomycetes, Eurotiales, Aspergillaceae. Bases 81 to 890 code for a protein of 269 amino acids. Gene Ontology annotation, cellular component: lipid droplet; ascospore wall; prospore membrane. The transcript has 4 exons. The record is from RefSeq and is a predicted model, not a curated record.
CAUGUCUCGCUGUAAAUAUUUCCAAACCCUCCAUACAGAGGGAGAGCUCGGGAUUUGAUUGAAUAGACUUUUCCGCCAUCAUGCCUACGUCUACCCCGUGGGAUACUAGCAAAGCUGCUUGGUUAUAUCCCCUUCGGGGUAUCUACUAUUUUGCAUCGCAUCGGUUUCUCUGGCCUCUAUUCCGCGCUCGAUUGUUACCGAUUGUUCUGCUCUCGACUUUUAUCUAUGUCAUCCUCUUUCUGUUUACCUACUUACCGCAAGUGGCGUUCCUGGCCAUUUUCCAAGGUGUCGGUGCUUGGAUCAAUGGUGCCUUUUUAGUGCUGGGUGAAGGGUCAAUUAUUGUCGCGGCAUUAUUCGAAGCAUUUUUCGUGGAUGAGACCCUAGUGGAUAUCUUUGAUGCAGUGGUUGCGAACGAGGGUUAUGAGGAACUCGUCACCACCUCGAGGGUCUUAUACCCCCAUGGUGAUGAUAUCGUCAAACGAUUGGGAAAGCCGACUACUAGUGCUGUCUAUGCCCCGUUUUCUUUUCGACAGAUCAUCGAGUUCAUUGUGCUGCUCCCGUUGAACUUCAUCCCAGUGGCAGGCACCCCGAUGUUUCUGUUAUUAACCGGCUACCGAGCUGGGCCUUUCCAUCACUGGCGAUAUUUCCAGAUGCUGGACUUGUCGAAAAAGGAACGAAAGGAGCAUAUUCGCAGACGGCAGUUGCAAUAUACCAGUUUUGGGACAGUCGCCCUUGUGCUCCAGCUCGUCCCCAUGCUGUCCAUGCUUUUCCUCAUGACAUCUGCUGCGGGCUCUGGGCUCUGGACGGUCGAGCUUGAACGAAAACGCGAACUGUUAGAACAAAGGGCGAGUAGAGUGGGCCACGACUAUCAUGAUAAUCCCAUGCCAUGAGUCAACACGAUCGAAUCAUCAGGAUUUCAAAGCCUGACAACUUGACACUUAACGGCUCAUCACUAGUGAUGGUACUGUGUUCCUUGGACCCUGCUAGACAAGACUGUUCCGGAAAUACCCUGUCUGCUCCGUGCAGGGGUUGUCUUCCAUGAUUGGCUUUCACUCGU